This is a messenger RNA of Exophiala bonariae, 3306 nucleotides long. RefSeq lists its product as uncharacterized. Lineage: Eukaryota; Fungi; Ascomycota; Eurotiomycetes; Chaetothyriales; Herpotrichiellaceae. Gene Ontology annotation, biological process: lipid metabolic process. Bases 1 to 3306 code for a protein of 1101 amino acids. The record is from RefSeq and is a predicted model, not a curated record. The transcript has 3 exons. Gene Ontology annotation, molecular function: protein binding.
AUGGUAGACCAGGGUGUUCCUACAGACGUGUUAAAAGACGAGUUACAGAAAUCGCCCUCGGAGUUGUUUGAGCUAUUUCAGAAGAUUUUUGCAACGCUAGAUCCCGAUCUUAAGAUGCAGACCUUUCAUCUCAUGCAAUGGGUCAUGUUUUCUCGCAUACCUCUUUACAUCGACGCCUUGCAAGCCGCGAUGGCAUAUAGUUCGUCGGUCGUCCCAGAUUCAUUGGUGAGAUGGGCUUCCUCGCUUGCCGGCCCACAGAGUUUUCUCGCAUCCUCGGCAGAACGGCUUGCAUUUUGGAAGCACUAUGUGACCGAGAGAUCCGGAGGGCUAUUUGAAGUCGUUUCCGCGGAGAGACCAAGGACCAUCUACGAUGACGUGAAUGACAGUUUUGAAGUCGAAGCCGAACCGUUAGCCCAGAAACUUUCAAGUCUUAGACCUGCUUCUCGCAGCUCAGACAAAUUUACUGUACUGGCUCCUAAACCACAGUUUGGAGACAUCAGCAGUCUCAUGCAGAGUGAUGGCUCACCAUUCGCAUCUACAGGAGCCACACCCUCAGACAAUCUUAUAGCCACUACUGGUAAUAACCGGGGCCAUGAUUUGAUUGGGUCGUGGAAGGAAGCGUUGAAGAAGUUGGAACAAGACAACCAUUUUGUACAAGUAAUUCACCAAUCUGUACGUGAUUUCUUACUGGAUUCGCUUGGCUGCGGGCUUCAUGAUGCCGAAUCGAGUGGAACGUUCGUCGAAAUGGGAAACUAUACGCUGUUCCGCGUCUGCGCACGAUUUUUAUCAUCUCCAGAACUAGUUUGUGCCUUUCCCGUUCAUCGUUCUCGCGAAAUGUUUCUUGGUCUUGUACCUCAGAUGGUUCAGGACGGGCGAGCCUGGCUGACGCACAGCUUCACGGAGUAUGCUCGCAAUUGCAUUUGGGAUCAUUUCAGGAGAAGUGGCCCUCAUCUAGGUCAACUACUCCAACAAGAGGAUGACAAAGAUUUGAUAAGGAAAGCAUUCAAGCGUUGGUGGUCCCUCGAAAUAUGCUACAGGCCUCUGGUUGCGUCAAAGGAUCGCAUUACACUCGAUAGACAGGAACACACAAGCCGACGCGCGUGGGUGAAGCAGUCUUUGUUCCUUGCUGACUUAGGUAUCUUGUCCGAAGCCCAAGCUUUGGAGGACAGACACUGCGCAGAAGGAUUACAUGAUGGUCUUCUCAAUCUUCUCUCGCACGGUUGUCGACUUGAACCGCGAGCCGGGGAGUGCACAUUCGUCGCGGCUGCCCAUCACGGUCUCGAUUCGAUCAUCUGGCACCUUCUGCAGCGAGGUAUGCCUGUGGACUGCAUCGACUUGCGGGGUCAUUCGGCAUUGUUGGAAGCCGUCAGGGGUGGGCACCAGUCUACAGUUCUCUUACUUCUCCAAAGCAGCGCAAAGACGGGAAGUUUGGACAUAUGGACUGAAUCUCCGCUCUUCAUUGCUUCAAAAAUGGGAUUUCUGAGAGUUGCAGCUAUCCUGUGCAAAUUUGGCGCAGACGUGAAUUCUCAAAGUUGGUUGCGCGAGACGCCAAUUCACCUGGCUGCGGCAGAAGGACAUGUGCAGCUGCUCAAGUUAUUCGGGCAUUUCGGUGCGCAUCUUGAUGAUGCAGACGUGUUUGCAGAAUCGCCACUCUUUAAAGCGAUCAAAGGCAACCAAACACAGGCUGCAUGUUACUUGAUUGAUCGUGGAGUCGAUAUAGAGCGCCGAAACCGCCUGAAAAAUACUCCUCUGAUUGAGUAUUCCCGGGUCGGCAACCAGGAGAUCGCACAAGUACUCCUCUCUAAAGUGAAGAGCAACGAAGUUGUUCUCCUAUUACUGAAAAAAGGAGCCAGGUUACUGCUCAAAAACGAUGAGAUUUACUUCGGCCUGGCUUCUCACGGUCGUGUUUUCAAGCUGAGCGAGGAAGAGGUCUCAGAUCCUCAACUUUUCGCCGAGCUUGAUCUAGAUUCAUUGACCCUCCAAAUAAAGUCGCCACAGAACAGAACCGGAUUCUCUGAUCUCUGUCAUCAAGAACACGUAAGAGGCAAAUUUGAAUCCGCAAAGAAGUUCAUCCUAGAUGCUCUCAUCGAAGACGUUCGACGUAAAGUCAGGUCUAACCUAAUGCUCUACGCACCUUUCAUCUAUCUUUUGUGGCUCUCCAUUGUUGGAGUGUUCGCGCUUCCGGCGCACAUACAAUCUGAUGAUAAAGACAUCUCCUUUGAGACCUUUGAGUCUCUGGAAGAACUCUCACGAAUAGUCGAUAUCGCCUACUGCGUUGGCACGAGUGGCAUUCAGAAGCCGUUCAAAUGUUUGAGCCGAUGCAGUGAUUUUGAGGGCUUUGAACUGGUUACAACGUGGAAUACUGGACCACGCCUCUCCGAUUCUUGUGGCUAUAUCGCUGUGUCGCAUCCUCCUUUCGCGAAACGGGUUAUCGUCGCUUUUCGAGGAACAUAUUCGAUCGCCAAUACAAUCGCUGACCUCUCCACGAAUCCUGCCGAAUACGCGCCAUUUCCCUCAGACCAUGAUAACGAUUCUUUAUGCGCAAGUGUUUUACCAGAGAACGAUAAACAGGCCUUGUUACCACAAUUAUUGAAACAACAAAAUAAAAGAGAUCUGGCACCUGAAUGCCUCAACUGCACUGUACAUUCGGGGUUCAUGACUUCUUGGCGCAACACCCGUUGUACUAUAGUUCCUCAUGUUGAAAAGGCACUCAACGACUUCCCAGGCUACGAACUUGUCCUAGUGGGACAUUCCCUGGGUGGUGCUGUCGCAGCCCUGGCGGCUCUGGAGUUCCAAGCUCGCGGAUGGACACCCAAAGUCACCACAUUUGGUGAACCUCGAAUUGGCAAUCUGGCUCUCAACAAAUUUAUCGACAGUCGCUUCAACCUCAAUUCAACAAACCCCGAUGAUGCACUCUACCGACGGGUAACUCACGCUGAUGAUCCAGUACCUCUCCUCCCUCUGGAAGAAUGGGGUUACAGAAUGCAUGCUGGUGAAAUUUAUAUUUCAAAGCCCUCUCUUCCUCCAACCCGAGCAGAUAUCCAUCAUUGCAACGGCGAUGAAGAUCCAUCUUGCAUCGCGGAACCAAGCAGCAGCGAUGAGCCAAGUGAGACUCCAGACGAUGAGAACGUUGAAGAAUCAGAGAUGCAGGCGAUGUGGGGAAUCGGCCGGCGUUACAAGCUCUGGGAACUUUUCUUCGCCCACCGAGAUUACUUCUGGAGGCUGGGGUUAUGCCUUCCUGGUGGCGACCCCUGGGACUGGUCUCGAGGCAAAUAUAAUGAAUCCGUGACGAAUGAUGAUUUGUGA